Messenger RNA from Silurus meridionalis, 2521 nucleotides. RefSeq lists its product as uncharacterized. The coding region runs from base 97 to 2157 and encodes 686 amino acids. Lineage: Eukaryota; Metazoa; Chordata; Actinopteri; Siluriformes; Siluridae. The transcript is spliced from 16 exons. The record is from RefSeq and is a predicted model, not a curated record. Gene Ontology annotation, molecular function: guanyl-nucleotide exchange factor activity.
UGUGUGCGCGCGCGGGCGCGCUCCUCGGGUGUGGAGCUCUUUGGCGAGUAUCACUUCCUUCACCAGGGGAUUUGCUGGCAGGGCAACCUGCUCCAGAUGAUGAAGUCUCAAGAGGGAGAGCUAGUGAUGGAAAUCUCAAAGCUGCAGGCCAUGGUGUUGGAGCUCAGGUCUGGUUUCUCUCGUGCUCUUCUGGAGUUAAAUCAGAUUCAGCUUGGAGACACAGAGCUUCAGAACCAGCUGGAAGAGACGAGACACUGUUGUAACAAACGCACACUACACCUGGAAACACUUGUUCUUACACUUAAGGAGGAACUGGAGGAGAUUCGUUGUCAGAUCCGUCAGUUGUGUGAUGAGCAGGCGAAUUCGGAGCAGACGAACAGUAACACAGGAGUGCAGAAUGAUAGUGCCCCAGGCUGUAGUGGCAUAAAGAAUGUUAGCAGCAUCACUAAUGGAAUGAAAAAUGCUAAUAAGGUGACUGUAGAGCCGCCCCAUUGCACAGCAACUGGAGCUCUUCUACUGAACUGCUACCUGCAGGGUUUGUGGGUGGGGCAUAAUGCAGGUGAGGUUUGUGCUUAUGUGAGAGGUGAAGGGGCAUCAAGCUGCACACAAGCAGGCAGAUGUCAACGUGUCAGAUUCUCGCUGUUAAAGUCCGAGUGGGAUUAUUUCUCCAAACUCAACCUUCUUCAGGAGAAAUACAGAACCCCAUCACCCAGUCACACUGAGGCACAUAAGGUAUUUGUCAGACAUCUGGAUGAGAUGCUGCAGCGCCACCUGCUGUUCAGAAACAGUCUGCAGGAGAAGCUGAGCGGUGAUGAACAAAACAAACUUCUGGGAGACGCUUUCCUCAAACUCACCACACAGGACAAUUCAGCAUUCUGUGAUGCGUAUCUCGGAUACACAGCAGCGCUGGCGACUAUCCUAACUACAGAGUUCGGCAGGGAUCCAACCGACAAACUGCACAACACACAGGAGGAAGGAGAGAAGUUCAGACUGCUAUCACUGCUGUUAGCACCGGUGACACGUCUACACACCUACCUGAACACUGUGCAGGUGCUGCUGAGCUGCUUGAGUUCUGAACACUCAGACUGGCGCUCGCUACACAAAAGCAAUCAGGUGCUUUGCAACCUUUACACACAAUGUCAUAUGACCCUGGAGAGGGCGGGGAGAUGGACCGAUGUGGCAGUGUGUCCAAAUGAAGGGGCGGAGUCAGCAAACGGCCUCAGUAGCAGGUGUUGUGCUCAGAGCCCCGAGUGCGUGCGCUCCGCCUUCACCAAAUACCGCUCCAACGGACAUCAAAGGGAAUCAGCUCAUCACCUCACAGUGCCCCGCCCCUUACUGGCCCCUGCUGGAAUACUGCGGAAUGCCCGUGAACGUCUGUGUGAGCCACUGACCCCUGCUGGCUGGACAGAGAGCUGCAUGUGGGAUUUCCGUGCUGUGGAAUCCCACCCAGUUCUAUCCCGUUGUCCUCAGAGCCUAUUUCACAAUCCCGGCCCUCCAGGAGAACUUUCUGCCCCUAUUCCCACCCUGAAGUCGCCAUCAGGUUUGGCUGAACGUCUGUGCGGUUCCCCUGGUCCAAAUGGUCGAGUGUGUCACUUGGACACUUAUGCUCUGCCUCAGCGCAUCGACGACGCAGACACGGAUGCAGACGUCGGAGAUGCUUCAGUGUUUGAUUACUCAUCCGUGACUACGUGCAGCGCUGAAGACACGCUGGAACUGAGGGGACGGGAUGAAGAUGAUGAGGAUGAAGACGAGGAGGACAGCGAGAUUCCUGUCCUGUUAAAGCCGUCGUACACACACACUCACUCUGGCAUGGGUUUGCAGAGGGAGGGAACUGUGUGUACACGAUGGCAGAUCCCCCGCGCUGCACCUCUGCCUCCUGAAGUGUGUGUGACGGGAUCAGGGACAGGACGACGCACAGCUAAACACCGCCGCAAAAUUCCCACUGGAGCCUUCCGACCAAUUUGGGAUGCGCCCUUUAAACAGGGAAAUGGAGCUCCCACUAAAGAGAACACAGUGUCCUUCAGCUCGACUGAUCAGAUUAUUAAUCCACAGAGACCCAAAGACUCAUCACGGUCUUUGUACAGAAGUGUGUGUGGUGAAGGGAACGGACUGUGGAAUGACAGCGAUGACAGUGAGGGUCCUUGCAGCAACGUCUAACACACAGACUCAGACCUUAAAUCAACUAAUUACAAUCCAGGAGUAAUCUGCAUCAUCAGAAUCUGCUCCUUGAUUGAGGGCCCUUUAAGAACAGAACCAGGAUCACUGCUUACCCAGAAUGCAAUGCUGCCAUCUCACACACUCCUUACCAGUAAAUUAUGAAGCAAGCACUAGUUAUGGUGUUUCCCCUGACACACCUGACCUUCCUUCUCCCUCUGCUCCAGAGCUCCAGAGAGUCCUUUAUUUUUCUUUCUACAGUUCUGCAACUCUUUCACAUGACCCUCAUACCCUGGACAUAUCACGCAAGCCGAAACGUGAGAAAAUAAACAUGUGAGGAGAUUGCAUCACAUUCUGUACAAAAUAA